This is a messenger RNA of Drosophila arizonae, 754 nucleotides long. Its product is annotated as dual specificity protein phosphatase 3. The record is from RefSeq and is a predicted model, not a curated record. Gene Ontology annotation, molecular function: MAP kinase phosphatase activity; protein tyrosine/serine/threonine phosphatase activity. Lineage: Eukaryota; Metazoa; Arthropoda; Insecta; Diptera; Drosophilidae. Gene Ontology annotation, cellular component: cytoplasm. Gene Ontology annotation, biological process: protein dephosphorylation; negative regulation of MAPK cascade.
UUGAUUUGUGUUUUACUCUUGAUCUUCAUCGAUUGUUUUGCAGCUACUCACCGACAGAUACAGCAGCAGCAUUGGCGAUAGAUAUAGUCCGCACUAUUAUCAGUCGCCCAGCCGCCUGGAAACCUCGGAACAGACAACGGGACGGCAGCUGCAGCGCGUCCUGCACUACUCGAUGGCACCCUGCCGGACACUACCGGGCCUGAGGCGUGCCGAGUGCGCCAUACACGAUGUUGACUGUGAUGAAGUCUAUCCGGGCAUUUACAUAGGCGAUGCCGCGGCGGCCAAGAACAAAACCUAUUUGCGCUUGGCGGGCAUCACACACGUGCUGAAUGCCGCGGAGGGCUGUCGCUAUGGCCAGGUGGACACUGGACACAGUUACUAUCGGGAUAUGCCCAGCGUCAGACGUCAACAUAAGGAUUGCUUUUUUAGAUAUAUGGGCUUCCCGAUGAUCGAUGCGCCAACGACAGAUAUAUCCCGUUACUUCUAUGUGGCAGCCAAAUUCAUAGAUAGCGCCAUCAGCAGCGGCGGCAAAAUCCUGGUGCACUGCCUGGUGGGCAUGUCACGUUCGGCCACCUGUGUCCUGGCUUAUCUGAUGAUCUGCCGCAAAAUGUCCGCCGUAGACGCGAUACGUACGGUGCGCAUGCGCCGUGAAAUACGACCAAAUGAUGGCUUUCUGCAGCAGCUGGCCGAUCUCGAUAUGGAGCUGAAACGCAAAAAUCUUUACCCCUACUAAAACUAUAACAAACAUUAAAAU